AUGAUUCGGCGACACUUCCUCUACCUGUUGUUGCUCCUUCAGCUGUGCAUCGAGACCUACCAGUGGCCUUUUUCCUACUGGUGGUCGGGCACGUCCUCCAAGUCCCAACUCCCGGUGCACAAGGCCAUAAGCGCCGCAGCCAACAGCUUGUUUCCUAGAGUGCUAAACUUCUUUCCUGAGCCGGUGGCUGAGGAUUGUAUUUCGUCAGACAAGCGUCGCCGUGGAGUUUGCAUGAACACCUAUGACUGUCAAGAACGGCGUGGACAUGCGAGUGGAAGCUGCGCCCUCGGUUUUGGAACAUGCUGCAUUUUUAUAACCGACUGUAGUGGAGAAGUUCAAAACAACAUGACCUACAUAACGAAUCCAGGUUUUCCGAAUCUUGUAGACCAUCCAAUGAACUGUUCAAUAUUAGUAAAAAAGGUCGACCAACAGAUUAGUCAACUGCGCAUCGAUUUUCAUCAUUUUAAUAUAGGACAACCAAAUCGAAAAACUGGAGUAUGCGACGACGACAUUAUGGUGGUGAGAUCAGGAGAGCGGACUUUGCAUCUCUGCGGAUGGAAUAGCGGCCAGCAUAUCUACGUGGAUAUUGGCGAGGAGCCAGUGACGAUAAACUUUCGAUUGCCAGGUAGCAUGACGUCGCGCAUGUGGGAGAUGAGCGUGCAACAACUGGGCUUCGAGCAGCGAGCGCCGGCCGGCUGCCUCCAGUACGCGCGCUCCGUCAACGGCACCCUCCGAACCCUCAAUUACCUGCCGAACGGCCGCUACCUCGCCAACUACGACUACCUGAUCUGCAUCAGGCAGGAGUACGGCAUGUGCAGCAUCGCCUACGAGCCCUGUGGCCGCGACUCCUUUCGCAUCGGGAGCUCGCGUCGGCUGCGCAACGCCACCACCCUGCAGCAGAUCACCACCGAGGCUCCGAGCAUAUUCGACUUCGACUACGAGGGCUCCGGUGCGUCCGCCGAGCAGCAAUUCUCCGCCGUCGGCAGCAGCGACGGCUCAGCGACGAAAAAGUGCCGCGACAGGAUCCUCAUUCCUUGCGACUUUGAGGAAUUCAUUACGCCUGGUAACGACGGCACCGGCAUCUGCGACCUUGAACACUGCGGCAUCUCCUUCUGUCCAAUGACGACGAGCACGACGACGAAGCAGCGGCCACAAACGACAUCGAGCGAAAACGGACCGAACUGUCGCGUGGAAACUUCGGCGCUUCCUUUCCAUAUAAGAGUGGACUUUGGACCGGCUGGGGUGGAAACUGCGGCAACGCCGCCCGAAGACAUGACUGGCAUGUGUCUCAGCUAUGAGCAAAUUCCUUGUGCUUCUUAA
Molecule: messenger RNA, 1320 nt
Organism: Trichogramma pretiosum
Lineage: Eukaryota; Metazoa; Arthropoda; Insecta; Hymenoptera; Trichogrammatidae
Exons: 7
Coding region: 1-1320 (439 amino acids)
Source: RefSeq, a predicted model, not a curated record